GUCGAAGACAACAUUUGUAUCAGAGAUCAGAAAGCAGCAGUUAUAAUUACAAUGUCAGCACCAGGGACACGGACACCCGCACAAGAGAGGUACACGAGAAGGAUCUUGAAGAUCAGGCCUCCGAAUUUGCAGAUGAGACGGCUAAAGAUCGGAACAUACGUUGUCACCGCAGCUUUGGGUGUAUUUUGCGUCAUGUCUGCCGACUACAACGUGGACAGCUUUGGAAGAGAUGGAGAGAGACUAGACCAUUGUUUCUCUAGUAUUCAGAGGUGGGCACAGCAGAAGAAGGAGGAAUUCUUCACUUUGAGCGAGGAGGAUAAGUUGAACUUGAAGCUUGCUCAAGAGAAGUCAGAGAAGUCAAAACCAUGAGAGUGCUGUGGUGUGUGAGGAAACGCAGCGACUUUUCCUAGGUCCUCGUCCUGCGCAGAAGAGACAAUUUUU
Molecule: messenger RNA, 441 nt
Organism: Saitoella complicata NRRL Y-17804
Lineage: Eukaryota; Fungi; Ascomycota; Saitoellomycetes; Saitoellales; Saitoellaceae
Exons: 3
Coding region: 52-369 (105 amino acids)
Source: RefSeq, a predicted model, not a curated record